AUGACGGCGGUUGGUGGCAUCGAACCUCGGCGACUAGCUUUACGGUACGAGCCUCCUGGCAUCAUUGUCGAGUAUAUCUACCACAGCACCGCGGCCAAGCAGCUUUAUCACCACGAAAUCGACCUGAAGACGGAGCUGUCGUCUUUUGGAGCUAGCAGAUUAAGCCUUGUCCGACUGGUUCGAAAGCUGGUUGAUCAUCAAACCACAGGCCGAGAGUCUGUAGCUACACGGGCCCCCAUGCUACCACAAGCGGACUACAAUCGAGUGUCCGAAACACAGCUCAAGCAAGUGAAGCAGAAGAUGGACCUGGUCUUUGAGCAAAACAUCAUUCGCCCAGACCAAGCAGGCUACCAAUACGACAAGCAGAUCGAGUUCCAGCAAGCAACAGAGAUCUCCGAUUGGGACGACUAGCCCACGAUAACAGUCAUAAAAAUAAACUGGAUAAUAGCAGAUUACAGAGUAACAGCGGUCGAUCGCAUCCACUUGACGUCUCCUCACACUUCGAUCGCCAUUUGGUCGAGCGUCAUUUCCAGGCCUCCCACGAGCUUACACACCCUUCUUGCGCAGUUGGUGGAAGUGUACGAACUUGGAUUUGCGCUUCUUGUUGUUCUUCUUGUCCUUCUUAGCCUUCUUGACGUCUUCCAUGUUUGCGUCGGCC
This is a messenger RNA of Phytophthora infestans T30-4, 658 nucleotides long. RefSeq lists its product as uncharacterized. The record is from RefSeq and is a predicted model, not a curated record. Lineage: Eukaryota; Oomycota; Peronosporomycetes; Peronosporales; Peronosporaceae. Gene Ontology annotation, cellular component: centriole; ciliary basal body; centrosome. Gene Ontology annotation, biological process: microtubule anchoring at centrosome; trans-Golgi to periciliary membrane compartment transport. The coding region runs from base 1 to 411 and encodes 136 amino acids. The transcript is spliced from 2 exons.